This is a messenger RNA of Cuscuta europaea, 4185 nucleotides long. The record is from the annotation of a GenBank genome assembly. NCBI's taxonomy places the organism in Eukaryota, Viridiplantae, Streptophyta, Magnoliopsida, Solanales, Convolvulaceae.
UGCACUCUCAGCUACACCAAAACUGAGCUUAACUAAUUAGUUUCCUUCGUGACCUGCUAUCCGAGCCGAUCAACACACACACACACACGUGUAUAUUAUAUAUAUAUAUAUAUAUAUAUAUAUAUAUAUAUACACACACACACACACCCAAAAGUCAACCCAGCGUUACACUAAAAACUGAGCUUCAAAAACACUCUUUAAACCUUCCCUUCGAGAAGAGGAAUCCAACGGUGAAAGAAAAAUGGAAAACGGUCGUGAAACGAGAGAGAUAUCGAUUGCCGGAGUUUCGUCAGGCUAACCGUAAAGACGAAAAACGGAGAAGAAGGAAGAGCUGCCGCUGCCGCCAAUCCAUUACCAAUCGUCCCCGUCCCAGGAAAAGGCGCUGCCGCUGCCGUUCACGCGUCCGACGAAGGUGAUGAUGGCUAUGUUGAUUGUUGAUUGCAUGCGCCUGAGAGCGGUUGCUAGAUGCCUUAGUAAAACCUAGACAUGAAUGAACAUUUCAGUUACGUUGAACAUUUGUUUCUUCAUAUUACAAUUAAUUAUGAUUGUUUUGUUUUAGUUGCCUGUGCAUCCGGUUAAGAGAUGACCGGAUGUCGCGGUAACACCCGUUUCCCUAUUUAGAUUAUUUCCGCUGCAAGAUUUUUAUCAAUUUCGAAUGAAUAAAGCAAGUUUAUUAUCAAUAAAUUAUUAUUUCAAGUAUUAUUUUUGGGCGGGAAAUUGGGGGUGUUACAAAUUGGUAUCAGAGACUUUAGUUUUCCGAAGGGAUUAGGGCACGGGGUAAUAGGUCGUAGGGAGAAAUUUUGUCACAAAGACGACAACAGCCUAAGCUGGUUGGUGCAUAAUUGAGCCUUUGCACUCGUCCAACUAACUGAGAAUUUCUCCUUGUGCUGAAACUUCGUUGUUCAAAAUCUUUGACGAAAACUAUGGUCUCGAAGCGGGGAUUUUCAAAAUGUUUUCGUAAAAAAAAGGAAUGAACAUACUAGGAACCUGGCCUUUCUAGGAACGCGGUGAGAGGAAGAACCUUUGCGAUACUAUUGAAUUAUGAAAUGCAUGAGAUUCAUGCCUCUGUGAAGUAUGUGGAAUAUGUGAUACACUGUAUGUGCUAUCCGUUAUAAGAAUUUGAAGUUAGUAUAGAAUUUGUAUGAUGUAGAAGCCUUAUGUAUGCCUUAGUACUUAGUGUUGGUUUUCUUUAUUAAGAAUCAUGCCGCCAAGAAGAAACCCCCUUACAACCCCAACCGUUGAGGAGUUGGCCCAAACUAUUCAACAAAUGGCACGGCAUAUCGGAGCGGCUCAACCCCAGAACAAUGGGAUUGACUACGCUACAAGGGUAGCCGAGCGUAACCCCCCGAAAUAUCUGGGCGAGGAGGACCAUCUUAUCCUGGAGGACUGGAUUCGUACCUUUGACAAACUCUUUGACUCCCCCAACUGCCCGUGGGAUCAACGAGUAAAUAUUGCGGUGUAUUACCUACACCAAGAAGUUGACCACUGGUGGGCCGCCAAUGGACCAACACUUCUCGAGCAACCGGACUUUUGCUGGGAGGACUUCAAAGUAGCACUACGUGACCACUUCUACCCCGAUCACGUAAACGAGGCAAAUUAUGACGAAUUCGUUAAUUUCAAGCAAGGUGACCUGACUGUUCAGGAGUACCACACGAAGUUCGUCCAAUUGGCUCGUUUCGCCAAAGACCUGGUGUCAACCGAGGGCAGUAUGACACGCAGAUUUGUUAACGGGCUUAACUACGGUGCCCAAAAGUUUGUGACUGUAGCAGAGCCAUGAAAUAUGAACGAGGCAUAUAGGAAGGCUGGUAAGUACUACAUGGUACACCAGAAGGAGAGGGAGGCACAUAAGAGGGAUCGAAAGAAUGCUGAGGUGGAGCAGCAGCACAAGAAGGCCAGAACUGACCGCCCUGAGCCCCGGCAAAACAAUCAAGGCGGGAGAAUAUUCCAAGGCCAGGGUCAGGGGAGAAACCAGCCUAACCAGACACGGUAUUACAAGUGCAAACUCUGUCCAAACAACCACCCUGGAGCAGAUUGUGCAGGUAAUCCGGUGAAGUGCUACAACUGCAACCUCAUGGGGCAUAGGGCAUAUGAGUGCCGGAAGGAGAAGAGGCCCCAAACCCAGGGCCAAAACCAAGGGGUGCACAAUCAGGGGAAUGGCCAAGCCAGGGGUGGGGGUAACCACAUUAACAGUAAUCGUGGUAACCCCAGUAACCGUCCAACGGAAGGCAACCGUAACCAGGGUCAGGGAGGGCAUAACAAUAACCAAGGCCGAAUCUAUGUCAUGAACCAAGUUCAGGCAAAUGCCAACGACGUGGUGUCAGGUACAUUCCUUGUAAACUCCACAUCUGCUCAUGUACUGUUUGAUUCGGGUGCAUCCCACAGUUUUAUAUCCUCAAAACUUGUGGAAAAGUUAAAGUUAGAACCUACCGCUACACUCAAUCUUAAUGUAAAAACAACAUCUAAUAAAGUUGUUGUGUGACACCGUCCCCAAGCAUGUUUACUUUUAGUAAAUUAUGUACUAAACCUUGAAGGAUGAUUUAUGAAUUUAUGUAAUUGUUAAAUUUUAUUAUUUCUUUUACGUGAAUAGUAAAUUGCAUAUGGGGCCCACAGCGGGAACGGGGACCGCCCGAUAAUUCCAGAACCACAUAUUAUAUUCAUGUUGGUCUAGAUGACAUCUAUAUAGUGGUGGAUAUUUUAGUUGGGCCAUGGACAGGGCAUGGAGUUGACCGGUUGGUCAAACGAGGCCCAAUUACCGGUAUUGGUAAUUUAGCGGAUAACAGCCCGAAGUGAAUUUCGGAGACUCCUAAAUUAAUUUUGGGGAAUGUACAUCUAUUCUAAAGGCCCAUAAUUAUUAGGAACGCGUGAUAUAUUUUAGUUGGCCCGAUAAAUUAAAAUAUAAUUAAAACAGUCUGAGAAAUACAACUUUCGGGGCCGAUUGUACACACCGGGACAUAAUGGGAUGACCUCCCACAUAAGUGGGGGCCAACCCACGUCUUCAUGUGCCCUAGUUGACUAAAGGAAAGCUGGAAGGGACAUGAAAUGAGGGGUGGGUGCGGACUCAUGGGAGGGGGGGUGGCAAGACAAAUGCACACCCCAUUUGGCCCCAUUUUGGCCUCAAUAAGUCUUGAUUGAAUAGGGAUACUUCUCCCCUAUUCACUUUGCACCACUCGGCCAUAUCAAGAGAGGAUAACCUCUAGGAAGAGCUCUCACAAGGUCCAGGGUAGGAGAAAGGCAAGAGGGAGGAAAACCCAACACAAAAGGAGCUAAGUUGAGGUAAGAAUCCAACUACUAUGAAUUAACUAGUUUAUAUUGUAUGAUUUUCAAGAAAUCAUAUGGUGGAGUAAACAUGAAGUUCUGCACGUUUAAAAAAGUGUAGAAUAUUGAUAUAUAGUGGUGGUAAUUAACUUAGAAGGGUUGGUGAAUCGAUAGGAGUCGAAAUCACCGAAAACCGCCACAUAUAGGAAGUUGUUCGUGUUGCAGAAGGACGAACGUCACCCGGCUUUCGUGAAAGCCACCCGGCUUUUGCCCAGCAGUCUAGUUUUCCACUUUCAAUCGGCCUAGAACGGGGAUUGAUCGAGGGGCUUAACAAAGGUAACUAUUGUAUCACAUCACGAGGUGAGGAUGACUGACUAUAUUGCUUAUAAUUAGUGAAUUAAUUUCAUAAGAUUACCUAAGGUAUUAAAUGUGAUUUUCAUGGAUUAUUAAUGAAUAAUAAUGCCUAAAUGAAAAUAUUAUUGCAUGUGAGUAAAUAAAGCAUGAUAUACAAAUUUAGAAGAAAUUGUGUAUGAUUAUGUGAUAUGAAAGAAAUGGCAUGAUAAUGGAAUUAACUAUGAAAAUGUUGCGAUAAAAUAUACUUUUACUUCAUGUAAAGAAUUCAUGAAUGGAUGAAAGUGAUAUUUUUGAUAUUGAGAUUAAAUCAUAUUUGGAUUGGAAGAUCAAUUGAGAUGAAUUAUUUGGCUAGGAAUCGAGAACUCGGUUGUUCUAAGAUUAUCCGACUACUAUUGAAAUACUAGUCGGGAGAUCAAUAUAAAUAAAUGAUGGAAUUAAUCGUAAGAGAUAGGAUUGUGAAUAGAGAUGUCUUAAGUAGUCUUAAGAGAUACUUUAGGGUCGAAUUGUACGAACACCAAGGGGUAGGCCUAAAGGCUACCCAAGUGAAUUGGUUCUAGGCAUAGUAUUUGCUUGAGA